AUGAAAAUCCACCGGGUUAUUAACGCUAGCCGACUACUUAAAGCGCCCUCGGAUCCGGUACCAGGACAGACCUACGAACCGCCCCCGCCGGUAGUCAUACAGGGGGAAUCCGAGUGGGAGAUCGACCAAGUCCUUGCAUCCAGGAUUGCCAGGGGAAAGCUGCAAUACCAGGUUAGUUGGAAGGGUUGGGACCCGGACCCAGAUUGGUAUCUAGCGAGUAACUUCAAAAACGCUCCGCUAGCCCUACAACACUUCCACAACGCCCACCCCGAUAAGCCUGGCCCUCCGGGCCGCUUAGCUGCAUGGAUCCAAGCAGCGGCGACGGACCAAGUCGCCCUAGACACACCAGAUGACGACCUCCCGACUCAACGGCAAGACAACACAAAAAUGAGGCGACGGCGGGUAACGAAGUAG
Molecule: messenger RNA, 414 nt
Organism: Hirsutella rhossiliensis
Lineage: Eukaryota; Fungi; Ascomycota; Sordariomycetes; Hypocreales; Ophiocordycipitaceae
Exons: 1
Coding region: 1-414 (137 amino acids)
Source: RefSeq, a predicted model, not a curated record